UUGGGGCCCUGAAACCCUAGUUCAGAAGAAAGCAGCAAUUUACUCAUCUUCUUCACCGCCGCUUCUGCAUUUCACUCCAUCGCUGCCGCUUCUGCAUUCGUUCAUCCAAGAUGAAGUUCAACAUAGCGAAUCCGACAACCGGUUGCCAGAAGAAGCUGGAAAUUGACGAUGACCUUAAGCUUCGUGUGUUCUGGGACAAGAGAAUCUCACAGGAAGUCAAUGGAGAUGCUUUGGGCGAGGAGUUCAAGGGGUACGUAUUCAAGAUCAUGGGAGGAUGUGACAAGCAAGGUUUCCCAAUGAAGCAGGGUGUCUUGACACCUGGCCGUGUGAGACUCUUGCUUCACCGAGGUACCCCUUGCUUCCGUGGUUAUGGAAGGAGAAACGGAGAGCGAAGAAGGAAGUCUGUUCGCGGGUGCAUUGUCAGCCCCGACCUCUCGGUUCUGAACUUGGUGAUCGUGAAGAAGGGAGACAACGAUCUUCCGGGACUGACCGAUGUCGAGAAGCCAAGAAUGAGAGGUCCGAAGAGGGCUUCGAAGAUUCGCAAGCUCUUCAACCUUUCCAAGGAAGAUGAUGUCAGGAAGUACGUCAACACAUACCGCCGAACAUUCACUAACAAAGCUGGUAAGAAAAUCAGCAAAGCUCCUAAGAUUCAGAGGCUUGUGACCCCGUUGACUCUGCAGAGGAAGAGGGCUAGAAUUUCGGACAAGAAGAAGAGGAUUGCAAAGGCAAAGUCGGAAGCUGCUGAUUACCAGAAGCUUCUUGCUUCUCGAUUGAAGGAACAGAGAGAGAAGAGGAGCGAGAGCUUGGCUAAGAAGAGGUCUAGACUCUCUGCUGCUUCCAAGCCAUCGAUUGUUGCAUAAUUUUAGUUAUGUGGUGAUUUGAAAUACACUUGGUUUGUGGGUUUUGUUCGCGAAUUUCUUGGUUCCAUUUUCGGGCCUCGUUGGUUUUAGUUUUUGAGGAUGUUUUUAAACUUUUAUGCAAUUUGACUGCUAUUUUGAUUUCUGGAGAAAAAGAUUUUGGGAUGUGGAUUUGUUGAAGUUGUUUUAGCGAUUGAUAUAUCGAUAUAUUGCUCUCUCGUUUUAUAUUUUGUUA
This is a messenger RNA of Erythranthe guttata (spotted monkey flower), 1092 nucleotides long. Its product is annotated as Ribosomal protein S6e. Gene Ontology annotation, biological process: translation. Gene Ontology annotation, cellular component: ribosome. NCBI's taxonomy places the organism in Eukaryota, Viridiplantae, Streptophyta, Magnoliopsida, Lamiales, Phrymaceae. The record is from RefSeq and is a predicted model, not a curated record. Gene Ontology annotation, molecular function: structural constituent of ribosome.